CCAGUUCUCCCCCACAUGCACUUGCUGCAGCAACCGUAGUACACAAGCACACACCACCUCGUCUCCACCUCCCCUGUUCUCAGCGUGCUUGCCCUGUUUCGACCUCCUCUGCUCAUCCGCCUCCCUCGCCCGCCACGCCCCACCGUAGUACAGGCCGGCAGACAGCCAUGGUGGUGCUCGCCAACCCGCCUGUCGUCGACCAGAUCCCGCUGCUGCGGUCCCCGGGGCCCAGGGACACCUUCUCGGGCGUGCCGGUCGUCGACCUGUCCAGCCCCGCCGCGGCGCGCGCGAUCGUCGACGCCUGCGAGCGCUUCGGCUUCUUCAAGGUCGUCAACCACGGCGUGCCCGCGGCCACCAUGGGCAGGGCCGAGUCCGAGGCCGUCAGGUUCUUCGCGCAGGCGCAGGCCGACAAGGACCGCGCCGGCCCGGCGUACCCGUUCGGCUACGGCAGCAAGCGGAUCGGGCUCAAUGGCGACAUGGGGUGGCUCGAGUACCUCCUCCUCGCCGUCGACUCCGCGUCGCUCUCCGACGCCUGCCCCGUCCCCUCCACCGCCGCCUUCCGGAGCGCGCUGAACGAGUACGUCGCGGCGGUGCGGAAGGUGGCGGUGCGCGUGCUGGAGGCGAUGGCGGAAGGCCUGGGCAUUGCGGACGCGGCCGCGCUGAGCUCGAUGGUGACCGGCGCCGGCGGCGACCAGGUGUUCCGCGUGAACCACUACCCGCCGUGCCCGGCGCUGCAGGGCCUGGGCUGCAGCGCCACGGGCUUCGGCGAGCACACCGACCCGCAGCUCAUCUCCGUGCUCCGCUCCAACGGCACGUCCGGCCUGCAGAUCGCGCUCCGCGACGGCGCGCAGUGGGUGUCCGUGCCCUCCGACCGCGACGCCUUCUUCGUUAACGUCGGCGACUCGUUGCAGGUGCUGACGAACGGGAGGUUCAAGAGCGUGAAGCACCGGGUGGUGACCAACAGCCUCAAGUCUAGGGUUUCCUUCAUCUACUUCGCGGGACCGGCGCUGGAGCAGCGGAUCGUGCCGCUGCCGGAGCUGCUGGCGGAGGGCGAGGAGAGCCUGUACAAGGAGUUCACGUGGGGCGAGUACAAGAAGGCCGCGUACAAGACGAGGCUCGGGGACAACAGGCUGGCCCAGUUUGAGAAGCGUAGCAUCUAGCUGGCCUAGCCAUGCAGGCCGGCCCGGCCGGUCAAGCACAACACAUGCUUUACAGGACGACACACAGGCAACCAUGACGAACGAACGAACGAACGAACGAACGAACGAAGACGAGCGAGUUUUAAUGAUGGCGAAGAAGAAGGAGGAGGUAAAGACGAUGAUGACAUGAUGUGUACAGCUGGGGAACGGCGACUACUCCGGUAGCUAGAUUUUUGUGGUGGGUGCAGGGUUUCCGCAAGUUGCUCUAAUGGCCUGUUUUGGGGCGUGCGGUGGGGCUCCUUGCCUAUUUCGGUAUGCUGGAGCUGGACCGGCGACCGCUGAGCCGCCGCCGCCGCCGCCGCCGGUAGUUAGCGUUAACCAAAAUAGCAUGGCAGCGAAGGGACGAUCCUUCCUCUCUGGCUCGCUAGCUUCCCACGUUAGCUUGCUUCUGCUUUGCUUUCCUAGUUUUCUUUUUGUGUGUGUGUUUUUUAAGCAUCAAUUCGCGUGUAUGUAUUGUCGUGUAAAAGGAGAGAGGUUUGUGUGUGUGCGCGCGCCUAUGUGGACCUCCUGUUUACCUCUUACCUCUUGACGUGCCAAUAAUGUUCCAUCCACUGAUCCACGGGCCACGGCCAUUCCUCU
Sorghum bicolor (sorghum) is the source of this 1778-nucleotide messenger RNA. RefSeq names its product gibberellin 2-beta-dioxygenase. The record is from RefSeq and is a predicted model, not a curated record. Lineage: Eukaryota; Viridiplantae; Streptophyta; Magnoliopsida; Poales; Poaceae. Gene Ontology annotation, biological process: gibberellin catabolic process; response to light stimulus. The coding region runs from base 168 to 1160 and encodes 330 amino acids. The transcript is spliced from 3 exons.